This is a messenger RNA of Halichondria panicea, 2125 nucleotides long. RefSeq names its product F-box/LRR-repeat protein 4-like. Gene Ontology annotation, molecular function: protein binding. Gene Ontology annotation, biological process: SCF-dependent proteasomal ubiquitin-dependent protein catabolic process. Gene Ontology annotation, cellular component: SCF ubiquitin ligase complex. Bases 119 to 1903 code for a protein of 594 amino acids. The transcript is spliced from 16 exons. Lineage: Eukaryota; Metazoa; Porifera; Demospongiae; Suberitida; Halichondriidae. The record is from RefSeq and is a predicted model, not a curated record.
GCCACAAGGCGAGGGGUGUGGCACUCCUCUCAACAUUGAAUAUGGAUCAAAGGACAAUACACCGUAGAUAUAAUCCUCGAGCUUGAUUGAGUACACUAAAAGCUCCAACAUUAUUACAAUGUUUAGUCGCUGGGGAUUUUCUCGACGUGCUUCUGAUAAGACUCAUCCAGAAAUCAAAAAGCAGUUUUCUGAAGUGGUGAUCAACUUCUCCAGCCAGUAUGGGUCCUCAAACACACAGAGCUACACUGCUGCAAACCUUGCUGGAGAACCAAGAAUCUACGACAAGUAUGGAGAUUUUCAAGAGGCACUUGUGCUGCGUACCUAUGGCACAUGGUGGAAAAAAUGUCCUUCUGUUCCAAAGACACUGAGAAAGACAUCAGAAAACUUUAGGAGUAUUGAUUUUGUAGAGUUGCGAUACUCCAUGAAGUUGAUUCCGUCUGCAAUCAAUGUCUACGAGACAUACAACCCUGGAGCUGUGGUAAGAAUUCUGGCCUGCAAUUCUGACCCGAAGGACAAGCACAAUCCCGGUGAAGUGAAAUGGAUCACCUUGUGGGAUGGACCUCCUCAGUGCUCAGCCGUGCCUAAACAAUCUCGAAUCUUUUCUCCACCCAUAAGGAAGAUUGAUUUUCCAACCAAUCUGCUUAGACUGGAGUUCAACAGUGAAGAGUGUGACUACUACACCGAACUGGACGCGGUAGAGAUGGUGGGAGAAGAUCCAGGAGAUUCCCGAACGAGAGUGGAUCGUGCCGAGGGUUUCCAAGUUGACGUGACUGCUCGUCUGAUGCGCCAGUUGUCACUUGCAGACAGACAGACCUCCAUUAACAGCGAAGAUGAGGAAUUUGAGAAAUGGGGGUACUUUGGAACCCUCUCUGAUGAGAUCAUUCAGUACAUCUUCAGCUAUUUGGAUGUAGUGUCUUUAUCGAGAGUGGCACAAACAUGCUCGUUGCUGUUCAAAAACGCUUAUGAUCCUCAUCUGUAUCAAGAGGUGGACUUACAGUCACAUUGGAAUACUGUGGAUGACUCGACUUUGGAGGGUCUAACUAACCGCUGCUCCCUCAUAAAGAGGAUCAGCUUGUCAUGGACGGGAGGAGGUAAACAGGUCACAGAGGGGGCACUGUGCAAUUUCCUGGAAAAGUGUGGUAGUCAGUUGGUCACUCUGAGACUGGCAUGUUGUCUGUAUGUGGGAAAGCAUGCCAUGAAAACAAUCAGGAAUGUUUGCACUGAGCUCGAAGAAUUGGAUCUUCAUCGCUGCACCAAGUUGGAUACAGAAGAUCUGAUGAACGUUUAUCUGCUACGAAAACUUCGAAGGCUAAACCUGUACAACAUGUCAUUGUCGGAGAAAUUCUUAUCAGAGCUGAGCAGCCAUUGUCCUCUGCUGGAGCACCUUAAUCUUGGGGCAGUGACUUUAAUUGAGCCACCUGGUGGACGAACGGAAACAGCUAGCAAGAAAUUGAUUCACUGCCUUUCACAGCUCAAGAACUUGAAGUCUCUUGAUUUGUGGAGGUGUCGGUUUGCUACUCCAGAAGUUCUAGUCUGUCUCAGUGAAAACUGUCCAAAUCUGGAGGAGCUCGAUAUCGGAUGGUGCCACUCUAUCUCUCGCUACAUUGACUGUACUGAUCUCCUGUGCUCUGGAUGCAAGAAGCUAAAAAAGCUUUUCCUCACAUCAAUACGAUCUGUGUCUGACGCUGACCUUGAAAACUUAGCCAGAAACUGUCGUGAUCUUGAGCAGUUGGAUAUUCUGGGAACCAGUCACGUGUCCUCUACCGGAUUAAUGAGCGUCUGCAGGAGCUGUCCUAAAUUGAUCUUCUUUGACGUCUCGUUUUGCGGUGCAAUCACAGAAACUGUUGUUACGGAGUUAAGUGCAGCAUUUCCAAAUGUGUGCUUCAAAAAGAGUUUUCAAUAAGUACAGUUUGCCAUUUUUAAACGUCGAUCUAGCUACUUUAGCUGCUGCAAUUGAGUGUCUUUUUAAUAUGUUUUGUCAGAUAUUUUCCGAUUUUACCACCAUCAUAAAAAUAGUGUGUAAUGAUUAUAGUUCCGUCAUGGCAAUAAUAUUGUGGAAUGCAUGGCGAUAGUGGAAUACAUGCAGACCCUGAUAAAUUAUUAAUUGUUGUUUUUUUACCCAUUA